AUUACAUGGCCCUGAUUCCUUCCUGGUGUCCUCCAAUACUAUAAUGUGUUACAGGAACGGCAGUUUAACAACGAACCUUGCCCGGCAUGAAAUCCUGAUCUAGGCGCAGUACAGAAUACGAGGCUGCGGUUUCCGAUGACGAUGGCACGACGUUCAAAUAUAUUCUAAUAAGACGAGUUAGAAUUGCAGGUACAACUCCAGGUCAUCUAAUAUCCAGUGGGAUUUCGACAGAAGAGUACAUACCGGUAUGGUAAAGUACUGUAGUUACAUAUAAUUAUUUCGUAACCUCAUCAAAGUGCCCCUCCGAAAUCUCAGCGCUUUCUUUCGAAGUCACCACCCUUUCGAAAAGAGUUCAAACCCUCCCGACGAUCCCUCGCGUCUUGCAAACAUGGACAGGCUCUUUCCGCCAAACCAGUUAUGGUCAGGCGGUCUUCGAAAUGGCAUGGUCGUUUUGCUCGUCAUUUCCACCCUGGUGUGCAUCUACACGGUACUCACGAUCGCUUCAUUAGGAUAUGCGGUGACACAUCCAUUCAUAUCGAGUUCAAAACUCUCUUCCAAAGAGUACGAGGAGGGCAGUUCGGGAAUCGCAUGGGGAAAUUCCAAUUAUAACGGGAGCGAUGCGUACGUCCGCUUUUACGUGAUUCUGGCUUCCUGCUUGCUGUGUAUUCAGCCAUUAUCCUGCCCAAUCAAUCAUACAAUACUCAAGAGAAUGCACAAGCUAACGAUUUACGGACAUUUCGAGAUCAUGAUACGCCUUUUAUUUGUCCCCGUAGAGCUCUUCCACCUUCCCAUCUCCUUCUACCUGUAUCGCUCCGACCGCCAUCACCCUGUCGCAGCGCUCGUAAUGUCAAUCCUGCUUCUCGGCACAUGGACCACCGUAGCGGUCUUCCGGGCUUUUCUGGACUUCAUGUUUCAUGAGAUACCCCUUACGAGCACGUGGCUGUCACUGAGCUAUACGUCCGUCGCGUUCGCGUCAUUCACUACCUUGGCGUAUAUCGUGUACCUGGGGUACGCUGCCGCUGCCGUGCAUGCGUGGAGGCGGGAGAAAAAGGAAAGAGAGCGGAUGAGAAGGCUGAGUUGGAGGAUUGGGAACGGCGGCGAUGGAAAUGAGAUCGAGUUGGAGAGAAAGGGCUGACGAGAAGCGACGCAUACGUUAAAUGAUCUAAGGAUGAAGGAUGACUGCGGUAGUU
Messenger RNA from Eremomyces bilateralis CBS 781.70, 1190 nucleotides. RefSeq lists its product as uncharacterized. Lineage: Eukaryota; Fungi; Ascomycota; Dothideomycetes; Eremomycetales; Eremomycetaceae. The record is from RefSeq and is a predicted model, not a curated record. The transcript has a single exon. The coding region runs from base 389 to 1135 and encodes 248 amino acids.